ACAGGAAUCAUAUGUCUUCAUAAUACUUAAUUUAUUGAAAAAACUAAUUAAAGCAAUAAAUUAAUUUAAAUUGCUAUCUUGAACGGCAGAAGUGACCCUCUAGCUUAAAAUCUAGCCAAACAAUAAGGAUUAAAACCACCUGGUACCGCCUAAAUUACUACUACCUCCUCUAAUAUAUUGAUGGCCUCAUAUAUCCAUCAAUGUAUUAGAGGUAUGAGUAAUGCCCGGCAUGAGGGUAAAUUUAUUUUUACUCUGAAUUUAUAUACCACAGUGAAUAGCCACUUGGUAAUCAUAAUUGCCACUUGUUAAAAGUCAGGUGAACUUAAAAUCAAAUAACCGUGCCUAGAAGAAGUAGCUGUCAAAUUUGAACAUCAUCUCUGUUGCUGUUAAUGUCCCUGUCCUUCCCUUCACAAGGCCAUUCUAAAUUAACCAGUAGCUUAGGCUAGCCUCGCUAGCUAUCCAAAAUUCAACCCAUAAUCAGGUGAGCCUACGACAAUUUCCAAUCGAUGGGUCUCAAAGGUCUCCUCCAAUAGAAAGUAAUUAAUAUUUCUCAACCACAAAAUCUAAAGUGAUGCAAUUUGCUGACACAUGUUGAAAAUAGAAGUUUGACUGACAUACCACAAACUAUAUGGAAACUUUAAUUCCUCCGUGCUUUAAUUUAUUAAUAUUACUGCUCGCUGAUAAGUCUCUCACAUGCACAAAAGAGUUUCUCCUCGCCUUUCCCCGUUCUUUGAAAAUUUAUGCACUACAGUUUUUGUCCUCCUCUUCAUCUUCUUCAUCUUUUUCUUCUCCUUUCUUCUUUUUCAUCUAAUAGAAUCUCUCAAUCUCCGAGACUGUGACCAUCGUUCCAGUACCAUGGGAGCUAUCACAUUUGCUUUCUCUUCAAGGCAACUUCGUUCAACUUUCAUGAAGUUUUCUAACGUUUUCGCUCUAGUAAUAUUCUCAGAAACUUUGUUUCUCCUACAGAUCAACUGGGUUCCCAUCUUUCAUAUCUGUCUCUUAUUAUCUAGUCUUUUGGUACUUUUCUUCAUUCUCAAACCUUACUUCUUAAAGUGCUGUCCUGUCUAUUUGGUAGAUUUCUCAUGUCUUAGACCACCGAGCUACUGUAAAGUCCCAUUCUCUAAGUUUCUUGGAAAUGCCUCCAUGAUUGAAUGUUUUGAUAGUGAAAGCAUAGCUUUCAUGGUCAAAAUCCUUACUUCUUCAGGUCAAAGUGAAGAAACUUAUCUCCCUCCAGCUUUACAUUGCCUUCCCCCAGAAACCCAUUUUCAGGAAUCCAUCAAAGAGGUCCAUAUGGUGCUGUUCCCUGUCAUGGAUGAUCUUUUCGCCAAAACCAAGCUCUUUCCUCGCGAUAUUGAUAUACUUAUCGUAAAUUGCAGUGGCUUUUGUUCUUCUCCUUCUCUCUGCUCCAUUGUCAUAAACAAAUACGCCAUGAGAAGUGACAUCAAGUGCUACAACCUCUCUGGCAUGGGCUGCAGUGCAAGCGCUCUAAGUAUCGAUUUGGCUCAAAAUCUUCUUAAAGUCUACAAAAACUCCAAUGCCGUUGUACUUAGCACAGAAAUUUUAUCGAACGGUUGGUACGCAGGAAAUGAGCGUCCCAAACUCCUCGUUAACUGUCUCUUCCGGAUGGGCAGCGCUGCUAUCUUGCUUACGAACAGAAAAGAAGCGAAGAAAUCUUCAAAGUACGAACUGUUUAAGACACUGAGAACGCAGAGAGCUUUCGACGACAAGGCUUAUCUUUCCGCCAUACGCGAAGAGGACUCGAAUGGAAGACUUGGGGUCACUCUGAAAAGGGAUUUACUACAUGUCGCCGGAGAAACUCUCCGUUCGAACGCCACCGUACUUGGGUGGUCGAUCUUACCGUUUUCGGAGAAGCUCUGGCAUGGGGUUUCAAUCAUUCGGAAAAGAUUCAUCGACAAGUCGGAGGAGAUCUACAUGCCGAAUUUCAAGACGGUGGUACAGCAUUUCUGUUUACCGACUUCUGGAAGACCAGUAAUAAGGGAGAUAGGUAAAGGGUUGAAGCUUGGAGAUAGAGAAAUGGAAGCAGCUCUGGUGACUUUGCACAGGUUCGGGAAUCAAUCUUCUUCUUCGCUUUGGUAUGAAUUGGCAUACUUGGAAGCCCAAGAAACAGUGAGAACAGGAGAUAAAGUGUGGCAGAUUGGGAUGGGGAGUGGGCCUAAAUGCAAUAGUGUUGUUUGGCAAUGCAUUAGGCCCAUAGUUGGAGAAUACAACAAUGGCCCAUGGGCUGAUUGUAUUCAUCAGUAUCCAAAUGUAGCCAUGGAUCGAGGGAUUUAAGGGGAGGGUGGGAGAUUAGCAUUGUCAUGGAAAAUGAAUCAGAUCAGAAUUCAUAUGUUUUUUUUC
This is a messenger RNA of Ziziphus jujuba (common jujube), 2358 nucleotides long. RefSeq names its product 3-ketoacyl-CoA synthase 5. Lineage: Eukaryota; Viridiplantae; Streptophyta; Magnoliopsida; Rosales; Rhamnaceae. The record is from RefSeq and is a predicted model, not a curated record. Bases 694 to 2292 code for a protein of 532 amino acids. Gene Ontology annotation, molecular function: acyltransferase activity, transferring groups other than amino-acyl groups. Gene Ontology annotation, biological process: fatty acid biosynthetic process. Gene Ontology annotation, cellular component: membrane. The transcript has a single exon.